AUGGCUGCAAGUCUAACUUGCUCGUUUUCGAAACACUCGUCGAUACCAUGUGGCAAUUCGAAGCACUAUCGUAACAUCAAAGAGUACGUGCCACUCCGUAGUUGCAGGAGAGAUAUAACCAGUCACCUUCAACGGUUGAAAACAUCUCAAGCAAACAUCAAAGGUGAAUGGCAACUGAUACUUUUGAGAGCUGGGUUAUUUGAUGAAGAUGGUGAAACGCUCACAAUCUGUCCCCUGCACAGAGAUAUUUUUGGUACUAUCUGGAAUUCAAGUAGACCAGUUACAAAAUGUCAUCAUCCACUUCAUGGCCGAAGCAGGGCUAAGCCUGAAAGAGGGAUUUCGUUGGACAUUUCAAAAGAGAUUCAAAUUUACUGGGGAGUUCUCGUGCCCAUUGGAUCAGGUAUUUGUGAACUGUGUGGUUUACUCAGUUUCCCUCUUUCUUCUUUCUUUCUUUUCUUUUCCAAUACUUACUCAUUCUGUUCUUUAAAUUCUAGGUAUAUGCCUCAGGUGCAGAAAAUUACAUUUAGAAGAAAGAGGGAAAAGAGAAACACAAAUAUUUCAGGUGAGUAUAUAUUAACCUCAAAAGUGUUUCCGUUGGUCAAACGAUUUUUUUGUUUAUUUGCAAAUUUAGCAGCAAAGUAUGAAUUAUGAGGAAACAAGUAACAAAGUCGCUGUGGUUACUAUAGCAGUUCGAUCCGAUGGUGUCUUACCCUUACUUUUUACAAGAAAAUCAGGCAGUUAGAGCCUAAGAAAGUAUUGCAUUAUGCAUCAGUUAAUUCCAGCUGCCCCCCCUCCUCCCCCCACGGGCUACUGCGGGGCAUUUGCCCGCCUCAUCAGUCCCGGCGGUGGGGCAUUUGCAAAUUUUGCGCCUCCCGGGUGCCGGGCAUUUGUUUGCCAACCCCGGGGCUAUUCCCGAGGUUUUGACACGCGCGCGGUUUCCUAUCAGAAUACCCUAAACAUUCCCGGGGCUUAUAUUUUUCAAAGGCCCUUUUUUGAGGGGCUUAUUUUUGGAGAGGCUUCUAUUCGGAGGGAUUUAUCUACGGAAGGAAAUUUGCUUUUCAAAAUCGAUUGGGCUAGCCCUAUAGUCGGAAGGAAAUUUACCGUUUUGGCUUUGUUUUACUUUGUAUUUGAGGGCACUUUUCCAAGUAUAAGUCUCCAGGGGGCUUAUAUUCGGAGGGGGGAUUUAACGGAGGGUGUUUUGCGUUACCGGUUUGGGGGGCUUAUAUUUGGAGGGGCUUAUACAUGGAAGGGCUUAUUUAUGCAAUUUUAUGGUAUAACUACAUAGAGGAUAUUACUGAAAAAAAAAGCAGAUUAGCUCAUCUAUCAAGGACAGGGGGUUGUAAAGGCAUGUUCUCGAUUUUAUGCAUGCUUGUCAAGCCAGAAUUACAUAGCGCAACUCGGGAGCUAUCGACGUGAAUUAACGUUUUUUGGUAAGUGAAUCAAAUUUCUGUUGAUAUUAUUUGAAGAACAUCCUUUCAUAUUUAUAACAUAUUCACAACAUAUAACUUUACAGAGCACUAUUAAUUCUGUCAAUAAUUUUAUAUCAAUACUAAAACCAUAAACUGGUACAUAUCGUCGCGGCGUGAAGUCUUAAUUAGAAUCCAAUCACUAUUACAAAGGAAGACGUUACUUGAAACAAAAAAUCGCUCAUUAAAAUGUUUAAAACGGCACUAUUCGACUGUGCAAUCAAUGAAAAAUGUUGCAGUGUUGACGGAGGACGGGGCAUUUGCCCUCUUUUCUCGUCCCCACCCCGGGGGAUUUGACAGCUCAAGAGUCCCCACCCCCGGGAAUUUGCGAUCCAAGGCAAAAAAAAUGCCAAUGCCCGAGGGUGAGCCCGGGGGGGGGGGCGCUGGGCGCAGCUGUUAUUGACUGAUGCAUUAUGAUAUUAUUUAUAUCGCUCAGAGUUCUGCCUAGCAUCCCUCUCAUCAAUCCACUCGUUCUUUCAUUUCUUCAAUUCUUCACUCACCCACUUGAUCGCUCAAUCACAUAUUUUUUUCAUUCAUUCAUUCUCCAGUAUGUUCGUUCGUUAGUUUAUUCCUUACUUCCUUUCCUUCGUUUGAACGUCAUUCAAUAAGUACCUAUUUGUAAUAUUUUACAUUUACCAGGUGACAUCCGAACACACAGGCGAUGUUGAGAAUCCUCCUUAUUGCGAUCUGAAAAACCACGUGGUGAGUUUCCUUUCAGGGACGCUUCCCCUACAAUCCGUUGAACGGUAUUGGGCUAUUGCUGAUCCUUUUAUAAAAACUAAAUUACGGUUUAAAAUUCUCCACGCACAUUUACAGUCAUCUACCAUGAAUAAUAUUUUCCUUAUUUUAAUUAAUUUUCGAAUACCUCUCUUGAAAUCAUUUAUUUUUUUCACCAUUUUCUUUUCCUUCUAUUCUUUUUCUUCUAUUUUCAGGUGGAGUUUCUUUCGAAGUUCCUCUAGCAGUAAGUAAAUGACUGAAUCAAAAAUAAACAUUAAUUCUUAUUAUCAUUUAAUUACGUCUUUAGGAACAGGCGGCUCCUUUGGAUUCAGACCCUACCACUGAAUUAGGCGACUUCAUAAACGUUAGAGAAAAUCGUCUUGUGGAUGAGUGUCCGGUAUGUUUAUUUUUACUCAUGCAUUGAUUUAACACUUAUCAUAAACGAGAGAUUAGUUCACAGAUAUUAAUCAUCUACAUUGCUCUUUAUUUUUCUAGGCUGAAUGUAAUGAACAUGAAGUGAGCAUUGGUAGUCCUCUAGAUGAGUCAUUGCCAGAAGAAGACAUUUCAUAUGAAUGGUGUUCUACUCCAUGUGUGAAAUCGGGACUGAAAGCGGUGAAUGAGUUUAUCCGCUCAGCUCCUUCUGCUCGUGGUAGGGUAGAUCCAGUGGUUCGUCAGUUGACUAUACCUUGGAAGGAAGCUGCACCAAGCACACAGAGAUAUUACAGACAGAAGGGGAAAGAGAUCGUUGAAGUGGCUCUGGAUUGCCUUGCUCCAGGGCAAGCCAUAGAAUUACUUUCAGAGUUGAUGAAACAUAUGGAGAAAAAAGAAAAGCAAAAGAGUGUAGAUACUGAUGUUAGCGAAAUAUCGCGCCUGAUUAAAUUGUACGAAGAGGCCAACAGUUGGUUUACUAAAAGGCAAAUCCUGUCAGUAUUUGUAAACGAUUACUCUAAAGCUCAACUUCAACUGCUUAUUCCUGGAGUAAGCAUGUGGGCGAUAGAUGAGGCAAGAAGGCAUGCCGCUAAGGUGGGGGUGGGUAAACCAGUGCCACAGAUGGAGGCCAUUACACGCGCAAGACUGGAUUCAAGCAAAGUAGACCAUUUUCUAGAUUUUAUCAGCAGACCAAAUUUCGUGCAAGAUGUUGCCUACGGAACAAAAACGCUAAAAUUGUCGAAUGGGGAGAAGAUGGAGAUUCCAAACGUGGUUAGGACAGUUAUUGCUUCAAGGAUUGUGGAAUUAUACCAGCAGUACUGUCAGGAAACCGGUUUCCUCUCACAUGGGAGGUCAACCCUCUUCAGUAUUUUACAGGUACGUAUCAAAACAAAAUCACGAUUCAAAAUCAGACGAAGAGCGAAAAUAAAAAAGAAAAAGAGACCUUCACUUCAGGUAAACGGUUACUGAUACCAUGUUUUAUAGUCUUCUUCUUUCAAACCAAAAACCUAAACUUUCUUGCAGUCAAAACCAAAGAAAGAAGACAGAUUUCUCCCCUAACAGAUUUUGUCUUGUUCAGUUUAUCGUUAAUCGUUUCAUUUUACACAUGUAAAAAAAUUUCUUCACAGGAUAUCACGAGAAGAUAUAUAUUGUAAUUUUGACUGAUCAUGAAGAGCAAGUUUUCUAAUUGUCAUACCUUAAUCACCUUUUUUGCAAUUGGAAAUGGGUGGCUCAGGUGACUGAAAUCUACAGUUGUGUAACUUCGGAAACAGUGCUGCGUUUACAUCAUUAAACAAAGGAUCAGGAAAAAUAUACCGUGCAAAGACAAGCAAAUGAUGUCGCCCUAAAACGUCAAGAAAUUAUAAUUACAGCUUUGAUAAUAGAACGAAAUCAUUUUUUAUUUUGAUUUUUAGAUAUCAAGACGAAAAGGAGGAAUAGAGCAUGACAUUAGUAAAGCUAUAGACAGGAUUGAGCGAUGGAAGGCCCACAUCUUAAGAGCAGUACACCAGGACGUAGCAAAGGAUGAUAUCCUCACCAAUAUGACGCCAGAGCAAGCUUUAAUUAUCAUGGAUUGGGUAAUGAAGUUCCUUCCUUUGAAGUAUAGGGAAACGCAAGGAGAGAGGUUUGGAAAGAAAGGCCUCUCUUGGCAUGUCACAGCCGUGAUAACAAAACCGAAGGAAGAUUUUGAGGUAUUUUCUACAGGCAUAUCCUACAUCUGACUAUGGGCAUGUCCAAAAACUUUUCAGUUUCAGAUAUUGUAGUAGACGAAUUUGUGUCCUAAUUAGAAGAAAUGCUGAGUUUUCUUCUUAUUCCCUGAGUAACAGUAGAGUUAUCCACAUUCACUUGCUGUGCAAAAUACGUUAAAUGCAACUAUAAAUUAUGUAUUGACAGUGGAGGUAGGUCCACAUUCUACUGAGAAAAUAAUCUCUUGAAAUCUUUAGCUAUGAAGUGCAGGAAGAUAAGUGGCAUAGUUAUAAUCAGUGGAUGAAACAACAAGUGGACAACAGAUAGGAUUACCAGAAGAGUAGGUAUUCAGUGAGCUUUCCUGUUGUACUUUAUUUAACGUCAUGGAGCCGAUACUGUAACAUUAUUUCUUAUGUUCGUAUGUAUAGGUAAGGACAUACGUUCAUCUGCUGGAUCACUGCAGCCAGAAAUGGUUUGCUGUUGCAUCUAUUUAUGAGAACACGCUUAUGGAAAUAAAGAGGAAGUCACCUGAGAUUGUCGAGGCGUUUGCACGUAGUGAUAACGCUGGAUGUUAUCACUGUGCUCCUUUAUUGCUAAGUAUCCCUGGUAUUAGUCAACGUACAGGUGUAACGACAAGCCGAUACGACUUCAGUGAAUCAAACAGUGGCAAAGAUAUAUGCGAUCGCCAUAUUUCUCCUUUGAAAAGUCAUAUACGCCAGUACGUCAAUGCAGGAAAUGAUGUCGAGAAGGCAAAAGAUAUGAAGAAAGCAAUAGAUUCUUACUCCGGAGUUAGAGGUUGCCGUGCAUCAGUUGUAAAGGUGGACGCUAGCGCACAGGAUCUGCAUAAUCACAACUGGAACGGAGUACUGAUGUUUUCAAACUUCAAGUUUUGCGCAGACGGAAUCAGGAUGUGGAAAGCCUUCAAUGUUGGAGAAGGAAAUUUCGUUCGUUACGAUAAGCUAAUGAAGAGAGGGACCAGCCAGGGAAGUACCCGAUUGGAGGUUAUUGAGCCGUUCACAUCCCCGCGUGUGUCGACUGGCUUCUUGUACAAAAACAGCAAAACGACGGAAAACAAAAGUGAGCCUUGUGAAUUCAGUUGCCCUUUACCAGGUUGCAUCAAGUUAUUCAAAACGACAACAGCGUUGCAAAACCACCAGGACUUUGGCAAGCACAUUUUUUGCACCCAAAAGGAUUCCACGCAUGACAGUAUUAAGCGUAAAUGGGCUAAAGCAUGCACCAACAUACGCCCUUCAUAUAUUCCAUUUAAUAAGAACCUUGAAGGAUUGAGCCAAGAAGAGUGCAGAGAGUACCCCACUGCUGAGCCUGGCUGGGCCUUGAAGAAAAACAAGAAGACCGGGCGAUUUUCAGAACAUGUCAAAGAGUACCUCCUUAAACUGUUUCUUGAUGGAGAAGAGACAGGAAAUAAGAGCGACCCUGCCGUUGUUGCCUCAAAUUUGAAGUCACUUCGUGGACCAGAUGGUGUCAAAUUAUUUUCUUCUAAAGACCGGCUCAGCGCGCAACAAGUUACAUCAUACUUUUCAUGUCUCUCAUCGGUCGCUAAGAGUGGAAAGCUUUCUUUAAACAAGAAGGCUGUAAUAGAGGAAGAAGAUAUGCUCGAUGCCCUUGUUGAGAGAGGAGAACGAGAUUCCCUGCGAGAGAAAGUUUUUCACGUUGUGGACUUAUAG
This is a messenger RNA of Porites lobata, 5980 nucleotides long. Lineage: Eukaryota; Metazoa; Cnidaria; Anthozoa; Scleractinia; Poritidae. The record is from the annotation of a GenBank genome assembly.